Clonostachys solani is the source of this 6204-nucleotide messenger RNA. NCBI's taxonomy places the organism in Eukaryota, Fungi, Ascomycota, Sordariomycetes, Hypocreales, Bionectriaceae. The record is from the annotation of a GenBank genome assembly.
AUGCAAUCCCUGCCAAAUGAAGAUGACGCGACCGACAGCGACGUGAGAAUCCUCACCCAUGAUGACAUUCGCGACUAUAAUCCAGAUCAGAGUCAGCCGCAACCUGCCAGGACGAUCAAGAACAUACGCAUUUGGCUCAGGCCCACUCCCUACGAUGUCGUUGGCGGCGAAUUCCGCAAGCACUUGGUCUCUCACGCGCCCGGCACCGGAGACUGGCUAACCUCGAGCGCCACGUACCAGGACUGGCUGCACGGCCAAGAUCACGGGCUCUUCUGGAUAAGGGGAAUCCCGGGCUCCGGCAAGUCCGUCAUGGCGGCUAGGCUGGUCGAUGAGCUUGCCAAGUUGAACCCCGGCUGUCCUGUCCUCUACUUCUUCUUCCGUCAAAUCAUCGACGCGAACCAUGAGCCCCAAGCCCUGCUGCGAGACUGGAUGAAUCAGCUUCUGGAAUACAGUCCUCCUCUGCAGGGCAAACUUCUUAAUAAAUAUGUCAAUAGGGGGCGGACGACAGGGAGUGUCUCCAUGGCGGACUUGUGGGGAGACCUGAGAGCAGCGCUGGCCAGCUUGCCAGGGAAGGUGUUUUGUAUCGCCGACGCCCUCGAUGAAAUGGACCAGGGCAAUGACGCGUUUCUGCAAGCCCUUGGGUCACUUGGUCAGUUUAUGCCAGCCAAGGUGAAGGUGUUGAUCACUAGCCGACCUGUUCCAAGCGUCGAAGGUCCGCUCCGAAAAGCCCCCGGUCUACACGUUCGACUGCAAGAGAGUUUGGUCGAUGUUGACAUCUCGAACUAUGUUGAUUUGAUGCUGGCCAAAUCAAGCAUACCUGAAAGCGACUGGAAGGUGAUUCGGGAAGCUGUUCCUGGCCGGGCAAACGGCCUAUUUCUCUACGCCAAGCUCGCUAUGGAUGCGUUUCUCAAGCCAGGGGCUGAUAUCAAGUCGGUAAUUGGGCAACUGCCAGUUGAUCUGAACGCUUUAUAUACAGAUCUCCUCAAUGACCAGGCGAAGAGAUCCGCUGUCGAACCUAGAGUCCAGCAUCUAAUCCUCCAGGCCGUCACGCAUGCCACUCGGCCUCUCCGGCUGCUCGAGCUCACAGACUUGGUCAUGGUGGCGAAUCCUGACAACAAUGCCAGGAAUGUCAAGGAUACCAAAAGUCUUAUUCGAGCUGCAUGUGGUCCGCUUCUUGAGCUCCUUGCCGACGAGACAGUAUCAGUAAUCCAUCAUUCGUUUACCGAGUAUCUGAAAGGUACAACCCGCACGCAAGAUUCUUCAGGAUAUCCAAUUCUAUCAUUCGGCUCAACCCACGCUCAGCUUGCCCUGGCGUGUCUACAUUAUCUCCAGAGCGGAUGCUUAGAGGAGUCCGAGGAUACUGAAGAAGAUGAUGAUCCAUCUGAUCCCAGCCCCAAAAGAGUCCAAUUAAGACUCAAGCACCCGUUCCUUGAGUACGCCUCUCAGAACUGGUAUCACCAUGCCAGGCAAUCAGAAAAUGCGGGCCACAGCCAAACCGAGAUCAAUGUCCAGAUUCGCAGUUUCUUGUCACUGGAAGGCAAAAUAAGAAACUGGCUCCCGAUGGAGGCGUACCAACUACCCAAGGUCUUGGGGAUUUAUUUGCAUCUCCAUGUUCCCGCACAGACAGGAUUGAUAUCUUACUUCCGGGAAGCUCUGGCUAGCGAUGUACCUGCGAGUCAAAACCACAGAAAAACGGCCCUCCAGAGAGCAGCCGCAGCAGGUCAUACGAGCAUAGUGCGGGAACUCAUCGCGGCCGGGACCGAUCCAGACCCAGACGAUGCCGCUGGGCUGAAGCCCUUGCAUUACGCGGCGGAGAAGAACCACCAUGAAGUAGCCAAAGUGCUUCUGGAAGCCGGCGUUGAUCCGUUGACUCCGAAAACCAAAACUGAAUCCUGGUCGGGCUGUACGCCGCCGCCCUGCACGCUUGGUGAGACACCCCUGAUGUACGCCUGCCGCAACGGGCACCUGGAGACGGUCAAGGUCUUUCUCGACUUCGUGGAAGAUGCCGAAAUCAGGCACCGUGCCCUCUGCUGGGCCAGCGGCAGAGGGAGAUCGCAGAUUGUGGCCACGAUCUUGCAGCACCCAGGGAUUGAUAUCAAUACCAAGUUUGAGGGUACCACACCGCUCUUUCGCGCGUGUAGUAACCCGGAUGCAUCAACAAUCAAAAGCCUUCUGGCCGCAGGUGCAGAUCCAAAUAUUCACUGUAUGCCGAGAAACCGUUCAGGAUUCGCCGUCCAUGUCAGUUCUUUGGACAAGAUCUCGAGGCCAGAGGAUCUCGGUCUGGAUUCCACCCAGGCGUACGUAUCUGCAGCUAUGCGCCAAAAGGAACCCAAUGGAGAAGACCUGUCAGCUGUAUUUUCCCUUUUGAAGCAGGCAGGUGCAAAUUUUCACAAGCGUGACUGGCAAGGACGGACGUUGCUUCAUCUCGCGGUGCAAUCCCCAGUCCUGACCGCAGCACUUCUCGAUGCUGGCGUGGAUGCCAACAUCAAGGACGAGAACGGUGAGACACCUCUCCAAAAUGAUGAGAUUGAAGUGGGAUGUAUGGCGCUCCUUGUCGAAAAGGGACAGGCAGAUAUCAAUUCUACCAGGAAUGAGGGGAAGUCGGUUCUACUGUCGUACCUCGCAUCCUACAAGUCUCGUGCUCACGAGAGACUUGGCAAGCUGCUUGGAUAUGGCCCAGACUGCAACGUGGUUGAUAAGGAGGGCAAUGGCUCGCUUCACGUCUACCUAAACGAUUCAUCUCCCUCUUUGGACACCAUCGAAGAAUUAAUAAGGAGAGGCGCCGACGUCAACUUGAGGAACUACAAAGGACUAACUCCACUCAUGUAUGCACGGGACCCCUCGGAGAAGGUGAUCAGCCACCUGGUGAGGUCGGGGGCAGAUAUCAACGCGGUCGACCACAAUGGGGCUACUCUUUUGUUUCGCAGAAUUUCCAGUGAGAAGAAGCACCUGGAGAUGCUCCAAAGGCAAGGGGCUUCGUCCAAAACCCGAGACUUCAAAGGUCGUUCCUUGUUUCAUGAGUAUGUGAAAUGCCAGCAAUGGCGUAAGAGUACGGAUUCCUUCGCCUAUCUUUUAGGCCUAGGGCUGGACAUACAUGCCGUCGACAACGAUGGAAACAAUGUCCUUCACGAGCUUGCUCUCCGCGACGAGUUCCAGUCCGCUUAUUGGGCUAAAGAAGCGAUUCAUUUCUGGGAACAGCUUGUCGAGAUGGGGGUGGACUCGGACCUGAAGAACUUUGCCGGCCGCACACCGCUCCAUAUUUUGUGUGCUGGCCACCGCAAAGAGGGCUACGUUAAGCACAAAGAUGUCACGGCCUUCGACUUCGUUCUUUCCCGAGUGAAGAACGUAGACGUGGCCGACAAUGACGGAGUAACACCUUUGCACAUGGCUGCGACUGGUGGGGAGCGAUAUAGCACGAAGCUGAUCGCCGCGGGCGCUGAUCCCUCAAGACACACGAAUGAAGGGCUCACCCCUCUUCAUAUUGCAGCCCGUUGCAGAGCAAGUAACAUUGUUGGCCGUCUUCUGGACGCCCUGAGACAAAAGGAUCGGGCGCAACUCCCUGCGUACUCUAGCGGCCCCGAUAGUGACAGCGAGCAACCAAAGCCGGUGAUGGGUGUAAACGAGAAAACAUUCGGCAAGGAAGAAAAAGUGACUCCCCUGUUCUACGCGUGCCGAUCAGGGACUCCAGAAACCGUGGCAUUGCUGCUAGAUGCGGGAGCAACUGUUGAUCUGAGGCAGAUGCUCGACGCUACUUUCCAGUUUGAAGACGAGUGUGCAUUAUGGCGAACGCCCUGCGAACCCUCAACAUGUGAGGAGGUCCCCGUUAAAUUGGAGUCCCGACUUCGAAGCAAGGGCACAAACUACCACGGGUCGUUUUUUUACCACUUAAUCGUGGAACAGGUGCCCAGGUUGGACGAAAUCUGGGUUAUGAUUGCGAGCCACCUAACCGAUGUUUCCGACGUCAUGAGAAAUGCCGUCCUUCAUUGCAGUAUAAAAGCUUCCUUGGCAAGCAAGGACUAUACUGCCUCAAUAUUGUCGGGUGUGCGGCGCAAAUGGCAGAGCGAAACGUUGGACGAGAAACCGACAGAAAUGGUUGAGGGCAAUAAUAGUUUCCACAAACAGGGUCUAGCAAAAUCAGUGAUUUAUCAUCACAGAUUGACCGCAGGGGAAGCUGGGAGGGGACAGAUGGAUUAUUUCCUCUCGCGCAGGGAGUAUCAUAUGGUUGAGGAAAUGGUUACUCUAGGAUGCCUUUUCCUACCAGUGCCUGGCAAAACUGAUGAGAAUUGUCUCUCGGUCUUAGUGACCAACGGGUAUUCGUCACUGUUUGAGAAGGUCGGCGAGUCGGUGGCAGCAUCGGUUCUCCAGUCAGGGCUAUGGCACGCCUACGGGGAUAAUACGAAGCCUGGGCUAUGGUUCGCGGCCAAGGACUUUUCGGAAUCCAGGGCUCGAGGCAGCAAUCCUGAACCCCUUAUUAUCGCAGCCGUGAGGCGAGAACUACCUAACAUGGUUAUUCUUCAAUUGCUGGUCGAGAAAUUCAGCGUUAACAUUAAUGAGGGGCAUUACAGCAAGGAAGACAUCAAUGGGAAGGACAAAUUCGUUGUGACUGACAGUGCGUUGCAUUGUCUGGCUCAGAAAACCGCGUGGUGGCACACCCAGCAAGCAUUGCCGUAUCUCAUCAGAGCAGGCGCAGACUUGAAUAUCCGGAACUAUAAAGGCCAGACCCCCCUUCAUGUUGCGUUGCAACAUGCGAAUCGGGAGGCUGCCAUCUCGCUCAUUGAGGCGGGUGCAGACGUCAACGCCGCGGACAAUGAAAAUAAGAACUGUCUUUCCUACGCACAAACAGAUGCUGAGAUCUCGCAGCUACUUCGGACCCACGGCGCGAUCACGAGGGUCGAUGAAAUAUUUGCUGCCAUCGAUCAGUCGAAUGUUGAAGCGCUCAAGAGCAUUCUGUCUAGAAACGAACCAGGAAUCAAUGCGAAUGCCCGGAGGGGACGACCGUCAGACGAAGACGCUGGUCCCAUAAAGCGGAAGAGGGCACGUAGGAGAUACCAUGAAGAUGAUCAUGUUGAAGAAAAAGACAUCGUCGAGGAUCAUCAACUGUUCCCUUUAUUCCACGCCGGUGUUCUGCUAACUCGGAGCGAAGACGCCGACGAAAUAGUCAAGGUUCUGCUGGACUUUAACGCAGACCCGUUCUCGAAAUUCCUGGCCAGACUGAGUCAACGGAGAUCGAAACGGUACAGCAGUCGUCUCCAAGAUACCCCUUCAUUAGAGGUGCCAGAGGGCUACCGAGAGUGCACACUACUGCAUGAGAUAUUCUUUCAUCGUCGUGGGAGGUUUGAAAACUUCGUCCGGCUUCCUACUUUGGACGUGAAUCACCGAGAUUGCCAAGGCCGGACCGUACUUCAUGCUGCCUGUAUGGCUGCCGGGGGACCAGACCAUAUUGUCAAGAGUCAACAGGGAGAGAAAGGCUUGGUCGGUGAUGCAAGUCUAUUUGAAAGAUUGGUGUGCUUUGGAGCGGAUUUGAAGGCUCGAGACCACCAAGGGCGAAAUAUCCUGCACCAUAUGUUGCGCCAAUGUGAGCCUAAUGCUUUCGAAAAGGGAUUCUCACAUGCUCUCGAGGCAUGCCCCGAGCUUAUCCACCAGGUAGACGACGACGGAAGAACGCCUCUGCUUGAGGCCGCAAUACAUGCUGCUAGCACGAGGGAGACGGGACCGUUCAACACUCUGCUUGAGGCUGGCGCCGAUUGCCUCGCUGUCGACAAGAAUGGAGAAAGCUGUCUGCAUAAGCUCGCAGACAAUCUGGAUAUUCAGCGUCUUCGUGAUCUUUUCAAAGACCUUGUCAAACGGGGUGUUGAUAUCAAUGGUGUCAACUCAAGCGGAGAGACACCCUUGUUCGUAUUCUCUCGACGUCCGAUGGAAGUGUCUUCCGAGCGGUAUUUCGAACUUCGAUUUUAUGGAGACAUGUAUUCGGAAAAAGCUGCCUUGCCGUUGCUACUCGAACUCGGUGCUGAUUUGACUGUUGCGAACAAUAAGGGACAGGGGCUGCUGCAUGCUGCCGCGAGUGGUCUGGUUGAUCGCUUCAAAGAGGUCAUGGAAGCUGGGGCGGAUGCAAUGAUGGAGGAUGAAGCCCAGCAAACGGCACUUGACAUCGCUGCUGCUUGUGAUAAUCAAGAGGUUCUCGCACUAUUCGAGAAGAAGAUUUAG